This is a messenger RNA of Hordeum vulgare subsp. vulgare (domesticated barley), 2181 nucleotides long. Its product is annotated as protein ADP-ribosyltransferase PARP3-like. Bases 1253 to 1960 code for a protein of 235 amino acids. The record is from RefSeq and is a predicted model, not a curated record. NCBI's taxonomy places the organism in Eukaryota, Viridiplantae, Streptophyta, Magnoliopsida, Poales, Poaceae. The transcript is spliced from 11 exons.
AAUGACUUAUUGAGGUUUGAUUCCAGCAUUGAUUCGUCGGAGCUUGUCCUAAUCUUGGUUUUCAGCAUUAUUUUCCUCUUUGAUAAUGGUUGUUUAAAAAACAUAGGGGCGGUGCAUUGGUUGUGAAUUUUCUCAAAAAUAUAUGGCAUCUCUUGUUCAUUGCUAUCCAUAAUUUCCACACAAAGCUUUGUGAUCUUUGUCAGGUAAGCAUGCUAAUUUCUACAGUAAUUAAAAUGGCAUGCCGUUUUUCCAGGUAAUAAACUGCAGGCGUUCUUAAUUUGUUAAUUAUGAUAUAACCCCAAUGGAGAAAGAAACGAUAUUAGACAAGGGAACUCAUAGGCAUACUGUUUACUACUAAAAGAUCAAUCUUUGGCUUCUUAUAAUUAUCAAGUGUUGAAGCUUUCUUAUUCUCGUUCUCUCUCUAUCUCUGGUCUACAAGGCCGUGCUGCGGCUGCAGGUACAGACACGUGCCAUGGCUCGCUUAGAUGGUCAUCACGCUAGCUACAUACAUCCUGAAGUAGGACCCCUCAUCAAGAAGAAAUGAAUACUUUUCUACAGGUUUUGAGGUUGCUCCAUGCCAUAUUGUUGAGCUUCGUAAAAAUGGAGAGGGGACUUGCUGCGGAUUCAUCAUCUUUGACCUCACAUCUUGCAAGUGAGGAUAUGAUGUUUAUGGGCCUCUCGAGAAGUGCCCAAUUUGUGGUGGUCAGCUUGAGUGCAAGGGGUGGAAAUACAAGUGUACUAGCAAAUACAGUGAGUGGGCAAGCUGCAUUUUCAGCAGCAAUAGUCCUCCAAGGAAAUAUGAUCCUAUAAAGGUGCCGGAGGAUGUCAGCAAUGGUUUUUUGAACAUGGAAAUGAGGCCACACUCUUCCGGUGGCUGAAGCGGCAAGAAGGGAAGGGGUACCCUAAGCGUGAUGUGGAUGAAGAGGCCCAUAUCUUCUCAGGCAUGAUGGUUGCGCUGUCUGGACGGAUGUCGCGCUCACACAUUCUGAACCAUGGAGGACAAGUGAAUAAUUUCGUGCUUGGUGUCACAUGUGUAGUUGCUUUUCCAGCUGAGAGAGACAAGGGAGGCUGAGGAGGGUUUGCUGAAGCACUAUAAUAAUCCCUUGAUGACCACUUUCUUAUCUUCCAUUGUAGUCCAUGCUGUGUUUAGCACAUAUGAAAGCAGUCCAUUUCUAUUUUUACUUUUAAAAAGGAAUGCUUGCCUGUACAUUACCCUUUCUGAUCAUGUGUUCAUUGCACAAUUGGACCAUGCAUGCACAGGGAGCGCGGAACUCCUGUAGUGAGUGAGAACUGGAUAGUCGAUAGCAUUCAGAAGAAGGAAGCCCAGCCAUUGGCUGCUUAUGAUAUUGUAUCGGAUGUUGUUCCGGAGGGCACAGGACUGCCGCUGGACAAGCUUGAUCCAAGCGAGGAGGCCAUCGAGACUUUGGCGGCAGAGCUGAAACUUGCUCGCAAAAGAUCGGUGCACAAGGACUCUAAACUGGGCAAAGACGGCGGGUGUAUCUUUGAGAAGGAUGACAUCAUCUACAAUUCUGCCUGUUCAAUUUGCGACUUAGGAUCCGAGACUAACCAGCUCUACAUUAUGCAGCUGAUCAUGCUACCUGAAGAACACCUGCACCUUUUCUACAAGAAGGGUCCAAUUGGCCAUGAUCAUAUGGCAGAGGAACGAGUCGAGGAUUUUGGUAACCGUGUCAACGAUGCUAUCAAGGAAUUUGCCCGUCUGUUCAAGGAGGUUACUGGAAAUGAUUUCGAGCCAUGGGAGAGAGAAAAGAAGUUUGAGAAGAAGAGUAUGAAGAUGUACCCCUUGGACAUGGAUGUUGGUUUCGACGUGCGUCAUGGAGGUGCGUCAUGGAGGUAUGCUUUGACAGAGAUGGCCCAGGAUCUGCCUGACCUUCCUAUUGGGAUGCUUACAGAUGCCCAUUUGAAGAGAGGUAGAACAAGAUGGAGACGCAAACGGUUUUGACCAACAUAUUGCUAUUCAAUUCAAUCUUGCAAUUGAGGUUUGAGCCUCGAGAAUCAGUCUUGCAGAUCAAUUGCAACGGUGUGAUCAGUAGAUUGUUUAACAAAAAACAACUGAAAAGAGCCAUGGGAGCAGAGAAGGUUGUUUGUUUCUCUUCUUAGUUUUGCUACUUUUAGACAAGCUGCUUUUGCGGCACUUGUAUGCACACAAAAAGUAUUACUCUC